AUGUGUCAUGUUGGCAAUAUAUAUGGGCCUGAUCUGCCUUGGCCGAUCGGACGGGCUUCCUCGCGACGAGUGUCCAGAGACGAGGACUCGGGGGGGGGAGGGGGGCGCUGGGGCAACCGAUGCGUGUACGACGCCGACAAGAUGGAGUGCGAGAAGCGCGGCGAGGGCCAGCUGGACCUGGGCGAGUUCGCGUACGUGGCGACCAAGAUGGCGCUGCCGGAGAUGAAGUCGUGUGGAUGGGAGGUGCUCAAGGAGCGCGAGGAAUUCUGGGGCGCCAAGAAGCACAUCCACGGAGAGAAGGGCGUCGUCGACCUGAGAGACGACUACUACUCGCGAGACUGA
Messenger RNA from Ilyonectria robusta, 342 nucleotides. RefSeq lists its product as uncharacterized. Bases 1 to 342 code for a protein of 113 amino acids. NCBI's taxonomy places the organism in Eukaryota, Fungi, Ascomycota, Sordariomycetes, Hypocreales, Nectriaceae. The transcript has a single exon. The record is from RefSeq and is a predicted model, not a curated record.